GGAGGCGGCGCGCGUAGAGAUGCCUCGCGGCGGCCGCCCUCGCAGUCACAAGAGGAAAAGGAAUUGGUGUAUAGAGUAUCCAUCCUUUCCAGAAGAGAAGCCACUACAAUGCAGAACAGGUCUCAGGACAGUGGGAGCAGUUGCCUCCCUCUCUGAAGCAUGGCUUAAGUGUGGAGAAGGAUUUCAGGACACUCCUAGGACUCGGACACCAACAACUGAAAAAGUGACUCUUUCAGAAAAGGACCUUGAAUUAGCUCCAAAACCAAAGAAAGAAACUACCACAUCUAAGAAUACCAAUGAGCUUACAGAUAUAACAUGGAGUUCCAGUGGAAGUGAUCUGUCAGAUGAAGACAAAACUCUUCCUAAAUCACAGAGAGAUAAUGAACAUGGCUCUAUAAUAGAUAAGUUCCAUAACAGGAAUAUUUUAUGUCCAGAAGAUGGGGCCAGUGAAGAUGAAUUACAGUUUAUUGACUGGGAGAUUGACAGUGACAAGGAAGAUGCUAGUGAAUAUAAUGAAUGGGAAGAUGGUAAGGGUGCUGUAGAAAUCUCAGAUUGUGCCUCUUGUGCAAGUAGUCAUUCUUUGACAAGUGAUGAGAGACUAUCUGAGCUUCCUAAGCCAAUUUCUGCAGAAAUUUUGGAGUAUUCAUCAGAUAGCAACAAAGAAGAUGACUCAGAAAAUGUCCUAUUCAUUGAUUCAGAAUCCCCUCACAAAUACCACAUGGAAUAUGGUUCUGAUGCAAGACAGGUUAUGGACAGCCUGUUCAACACAAGAGUGAAAUCAACAGAGAGUGUCUUGUGUAUACCCCAGAAGCAGAUAGCUAAGUUUCCCAGGACUCCAGAAAACUCAUCAAAGAAGAAGAAACUUUUAAGAGGCGGGCUAGCAGAAAGACUAACCGGAUUGCAGAACCGAGAGAGAUCUGCCAUUUCUUUGUGGAGACAUGAUUGUGUUUCUUACCAAAAGACAGUUUCAGGUAGAAAAUCUGGUGUAUUAACUGUGAAAAUUCUAGAGCUACACGAGGAAUGCACCAUGCAGGUUGCCAUGUGUGAACAGUUAGUGGGGUCGACAGCUGCUGUUCCUUCCAGGGAUGUGGCUGCAGAGCCUGGAGCCAGCCUGAAAGUUCUCUUUACUCAGGAGACUGCAUGUUACCUCAAGGGAUGUCCCCAGGAUGUUAUCCACAUCUUUCCUCCCUGGCAAAAACUUAUUAUCCCAAAUGGAAGUUGCCCUGUUAUUCUGAAUACUUAUUUCUGUCAGAAAGUUGUUGCCAAAGAAGAUGCAGAAACAACUCACAAACUAUACUGUCAUGACAUACUCCUUCCAAGAAGAAACAUCACUUUGGCACAGAUGUUUAAAAUUAAGGAUCUAUCCAAUAAUUCACCUGAAAGUCAGGUUGUAUGUAGUGACCUGGCCACCACAGGCACAGAAUGGACCAACAGGCACGAAAAGGCAAAGCAGCACUUCACAGCUGAAUCCCCCCUUAGGGAUUCUCUCCUGGAUGUGGUGGAAAGCCAAGGAGCUGCCCCAUGGUCAGGAGUGGGGGUCCAAGUAGUGGUGCAGCGAGUUUACUCACUACCUGGCAGAGAUGGCACCGGAAGCCAGCAGGAUACUAGCUCAGGGCAUGCUGAUCUACCUGGGCCCCGAGUCUGCCUUCUGGUGCAAGAUGCCUAUGGGAUGUUUGGUGAAGUGUACUUAGAAGGUGCCAUGUUGAAGGGCAGACAGUUGGAAGGGAAGUCCUGCAGGCUGGCAGGAAUGAAGGUUCUACAGAAAGCCACCAGAGGAAGGACACCAGGGCUCUUCAGUUUGAUUGAUACCAUAUGGCCCCCAGCAAUACCCCUAAAAGCACCCGGCCAUAGUCAGCCCUGUGAAGAGGUCAAAAGUCACCUGCCUCCUCCUUCCUUCUGUUACGUCCUCUCAGUUCAUCCCAAUCUCGGUCAAAUUGAUAUGAUUGAAGGAGACUCCAUAUCUAAGCUUCACCAGCCUCCAAUUCUCCAUUGCCUAAGAGAUAUUCUCCAGACUGACAAUCUGGGUGCCCGCUGCAGUUUCUAUGCCAGAGUGAUUUAUCAAAGACCACAGCUGAAGAGUCUGCUUCUUUUGGCACAAAAGGAGAUUUGGCUGUUGGUGACUGACAUCACCCUGCAAAUGAAGGAUGGGAAUGACCACCACCUCCCCAAAAUCUUGCCAGUUUGUGUGACCCCCUCAUGUGUCCUGGGUCCAGAAAUCCUAGAAGCACUCUCCACGGCUGCACCUCAUAGCAUCCUCUUCAGGGAUGCUCUCCGAGACCAGGGUCAGAUUGUCUGUGUUGAACGGACUGUCCUGUUGCUUCAAAAACCCUUUUGGUGUAUGGCCUCUGGCGCUGGCUCCUGUGAGCUGACUGGCCCAGUGAUACUGGAUGAACUAGACUCCCUCACACCUGUUAAUUCCAUUUGCAGCGUGCAAGGCACUGUGGUUGGCGUGGAUGAGAACACCGCUUUCUCAUGGCCUACAUGUGACCGGUGUGGCAAUGGGAGAUUGGAACAGAGGCCAGAAGAUGGAGGCACCUUUUUCUGUGGAGAUUGUUGUGAGUUGGUCACAUCUCCUGUUCUCAAGAGGCACCUGCAAGUCUUUCUGGACUGCCCUUCAAGGCCCCAGUGCAGCGUGAAGGUUAAGCUAUUGCAGGGCAGUAUUUCUUCACUGCUGAGGUUUGCUGCCUGUGAGGAUGGGACUUACGAAGUAAAGAGUGUCCUCGGAAAGGAGGUGGGGCUGUUAAGUUGUUUUGUACAGUCCAUAACCACCCACCCAACUAACUUCAUUGGAUUGGAGGAAAUUGAGCUUCUGAGUACAGGAGGAAACUCUGCUGAAGGCCAGCAGUUGCCACUGGAUUUGUGAACUUUGCAAUGUGGCUGCAAGGGUGGGGGUGGGGACUGGGUUUUGUAGUUAUUUGUUAACUAUGGACAGAGUGAAUUAUUUUAUGAUCUUAAAAUGAAACUUACUCGAUUUUUCUGGGACAAAUGUAAGAUGGUUUUGUAAACUAUAAAUCUAAAAGAUCUUUUCUAUGGCUUUUUUAUUAUCUUUCCACAAAUUUAGGAAUGUUUCUAGAGCUUUAAUAAACCUGAGACCUUCGUUUUGUAUAUAUGUUAGGCAAUAACAUUGGACAUAAAUAUGUUGUACAAUUAUAGCUUAAUAGUAUUCAAAAUUUUAUGCUUCGUCAUCUUUUCCUUGUAUGUUUUCAUUUCCCCAAAGAAAAAUACCUUGUGACCUUAAAACUUUGUCCCACAUUGUGAUAUUACUGUUCUGAUACAAUAAAUGUCCAAUCUAAGCA
Molecule: messenger RNA, 3296 nt
Organism: Marmota flaviventris (yellow-bellied marmot)
Lineage: Eukaryota; Metazoa; Chordata; Mammalia; Rodentia; Sciuridae
Gene: Spidr
Product: scaffold protein involved in DNA repair
Biological process (GO): double-strand break repair via homologous recombination; regulation of establishment of protein localization to chromosome
Cellular component (GO): nuclear chromosome; nucleoplasm
Source: RefSeq, a predicted model, not a curated record